AUGUCUAUAACUCUUGAUAACCCACCUGAUGAAACUAUUUCAGAUUUAGCGUUUUCUCCAAGUGGAAAUUACAUUGCAGCAUCUUCAUGGGAUGGUACUGCUCGAAUUUGGGAACUUAAUGAUACUUUUACAAAUCAGCAAUAUAAAUUCAAAGCUAGCGAAAAACAAGAAGCUAUUACGAGAAUUGCAUGGGAUCCUGAUGGUUCCAAGCUAUAUUACGGCACUACCGAAGCUAAAAUUAAGUCAUUAGAUAAUGUUUCAGGUAAAACAGAUGAAAUUGCAAAUUUGGCUCCAUGUGGACGUAUAUCAGGACUUAAGUAUAGUGAAGUCACUGGUGGUCUUAUCGCUGCUACAGCCAGAGGCUAUAUUAUUUUAGUUUUUCCAGAUAAGUCAGAACCAAAGCUCAUCUUCGAUCCAAACGCCAGCAAAACAGGUGCCUCAAGCAUGGCUGAUUUAUCAAUCAUAAAUAUCGCUGUCGGCCAAAAUUAUCUAUUUUUCAUCGGAAACCAUACAACACCAAAGCCCGAUUUAUCCCCUACAGACCAGGUAUUCUACUCCGGUAACUUGGCCCCUGCAAAUGGUAUUUUCGAAGUAAAACCAGUAAAUCAUCAACUUACGAGCCAAUUGAUGGCUUUGGCCGUUUCCCAGGACGACCAAGAGUGGGUGAUCGGAAGUAUCACCGGACAAAUCGAAUAUAAGUCAGAAAACGAUACAGAAACAAAAGUAGAAAAAGGACAUCGUAAUGAUACAACCAAGGACAUGUACGCAGUUAACUGCCUUGCCUUCUCGCCAGAAAGACCAUUCAUUGCUUCUGGCGGCGGAGAUUCUUCAAUUAUUUUCAUCAGCCCAAGAAAUAAACGUUUCAAAGCUAUUAAGGGUAAUGGAAAGACACCAACAGCUAUCGCAUUUAGCUAUACAAAUGGUGCACUUGCGAUUGCAACCGGAUAUGAUUAUUCUCAAGGAUCUUCAGCAUAUUAUAAGUCUAAAGAGCAAAAUGCACCCGAAAUCAUCAUUAAGAAACUCACACAAACAGAUUAUGUAUAA
Trichomonas vaginalis G3 is the source of this 1044-nucleotide messenger RNA. RefSeq names its product transcription-dependent tethering of RNA polymerase II gene DNA protein. Gene Ontology annotation, biological process: RNA export from nucleus; transcription-dependent tethering of RNA polymerase II gene DNA at nuclear periphery. Gene Ontology annotation, molecular function: ubiquitin binding; RNA binding. The record is from RefSeq and is a predicted model, not a curated record. The transcript has a single exon. Lineage: Eukaryota; Parabasalia; Trichomonadida; Trichomonadidae. Gene Ontology annotation, cellular component: nuclear pore. Bases 1 to 1044 code for a protein of 347 amino acids.